Manduca sexta (tobacco hornworm) is the source of this 2082-nucleotide messenger RNA. It is a transcript of the gene Hecw, whose product is annotated as E3 ubiquitin-protein ligase HECW2. The record is from RefSeq and is a predicted model, not a curated record. Lineage: Eukaryota; Metazoa; Arthropoda; Insecta; Lepidoptera; Sphingidae. Gene Ontology annotation, molecular function: ubiquitin-protein transferase activity. Gene Ontology annotation, biological process: regulation of dendrite morphogenesis.
CCUGUUCGAGCAGGAGAUUAUGAGCUAUGUGCCGGCGGGCGGGUGUGGUCCAACGAGCGGCGCGAGCGCGGCGGCGACAGCGGGCGCGUCCCCCGCCGCCUCGCCCGCCGCCGCGCGCAGCACGCGGGCGCCCGCGCCGCAGCGGCGAGACUUCGAGGCCAAGCUGCGGGCUUUCUAUCGCAAACUUGAGAGCAAAGGAUACGGCCAGGGACCCGGGAAACUCAAAUUACAUAUUCGAAGAGAGCAUCUUUUAGAAGAUGCAUUCCGACGCAUCAUGUCAUGUGGCAAGAAGGAGUUGCAAAAGGGCAAGUUGUGCGUCCUGUGGGACGGCGAGGAAGGCCUGGACUACGGCGGACCGAGUCGGGAGUUCUUCUUCCUGUUGUCAAGAGAACUGUUCAACCCUUACUAUGGACUGUUCGAGUACUCGGCGAACGACACGUACACCGUGCAUGUCUCACCGAUGUCCGCCUUCGUCGAUAACCACCACGAAUGGUUCCGUUUCUCGGGGCGCGUGCUGGGCCUGGCGCUGGUGCACGGGUACCUGCUGGAGGCGUGGUUCACGCGCGCGCUGUACCGCGCGCUGCUGCGCCUGCCGCCCGCGCUCGAGGACGUCGACGCGCUCGACGCACAGUUCGCCGCCUCGCUGCGCUGGCUGCAGUCCGCGCGUUGCGUGUCAUCACUCGAGCUAACAUUUGCGGUUUCGGAACGUCUCGCCGACGGGCGGGUGUUGGAACGGGAACUGAAGCCCGGCGGGAGGGACAUAGCCGUCACGGAGAGGAACAAGAAGGAGUACCUGGAGAGGGUCGUGCGGUGGAGGGUCGAGAGGGGAGUCGCGGAGCAGACCGAGUGGCUUGUACGAGGGUUCCACGAGGUGGUGGACCCUCGGCUGGUGGCGGCGUUCGACGCGCGCGAGCUGGAGUUGGUGAUCGCGGGCGCGCCCGAGCUCGACGUGGCGGACUGGCGUGCCAACACCGAGUACCGCGGCGGCUACCACGACGCGCACCCCGUCAUCAUAUGGUUCUGGCAGGCUAUCGACAGAUUCACAAACGAGCAGCGUCUGCGGCUGGUGCAGUUCGUGACGGGCACGUCGUCGAUCCCGUACGAGGGGUUCUCGGCGCUGCGCGGGUCGACGGGUCCGCGGCGGUUCUGCAUCGAGCGCUGGGGCCGCGUGGAGUCGCUGCCUCGCGCCCACACCUGCUUCAACCGGCUCGACCUGCCGCCCUACCCCACGCCGCAGCUGCUGCACGAGAAACUGCUGUUGGCCGUCGAAGAAACCAACACGUUCGGCAUCGAGUGAAGCGGCGGCGAUAUCUUUUGGUCUAGAUUUAUUGUUCCGUGCAAAUCGUAGAACGCUUCGGCGGCUCGCACGAACCGCAGUAAUGUAGGUCGCGGUAGACUUAAUUAGCGUUCAGUACUCACUGGCCAAUACUGAAAAUCUACAUCCGAUAAGGAUUAUCGGCGAGUUCGGUGACCUCGCGAACGUAUUGAAAACGCAUAAGCAGCUGUAAAUAAUCGUGACUAAUAUAAACACUUUUGUUGUCAAUGUAAAUAAUAGUCAAUUGAUAAGGCAGACGAAGGACAAAGAUAGUGUAGGGAGUGAAACAUAAAGUAGAUGUGCCUAGAUAUUUAUUGUUGUAACUAAAUAGCCACUUAUCCUACGAGGUUUGUACUUUAUUAACGCUUUUAUUGUAAGUGAAUGUAUACUGUGGCUGUGAACGGGACUCAAGUCCUGUGUUUAGAUAUUACGCUUUACGUCACUAAUUUAUAAUUAUAUCGUAAAUGUAACCUAUCUAUGACCCUUCAUAAGGAUGUUUAAUUUAUUGGUACAGUAGCAAAUACUUCAAUGUGAGUUAUGGAAAAUAAGUAUUUCAACAAAGUAUUAUAAAUUUUGCUCAUGAAUUCAAAUUCAGCAGAUAUAGGAGGAUUACGUACGAGAGCCCUAGUCAGUUGUGUAUAUUACAGUAAACGGAGAAGGACUGGUUACUGGUGGUACUGGCAUUCCAAACCUCUGUCUUCUAGCUUUCCUCGCAUGUUUGGGGAGCACAGCGCUGCAACCCCUUGCUAACUCGACAACAUACAAAA